Molecule: messenger RNA, 1777 nt
Organism: Sardina pilchardus (European sardine)
Lineage: Eukaryota; Metazoa; Chordata; Actinopteri; Clupeiformes; Clupeidae
Gene: ankrd67
Product: ankyrin repeat domain 67
Exons: 5
Coding region: 169-1440 (423 amino acids)
Molecular function (GO): protein binding
Source: RefSeq, a predicted model, not a curated record
ACUCUAACCGUCUCACUAUAGCAACAAUAAGACAAAAACACCAUGGGCAUAGGCUAUUUAAAGCGGUGGACAGACCGGAAUUUCAUCUUUGUGAGGAUGCCUGACAAACGCCUGAGAAGAGACAGAGAAAUGCUACAUACCGUGGACUAAUUGACAUUAGCAGCAGCCAUGACUUGCUUGGCCCCUGAGGUUCUAUGGAGGUUGAUGGAGCUCCAUGACUCUGUGUCUCUGUGCCUGAUGGAAAGCAGGGUCCGGCAGAAGACUCUGGCCAGGCAUGCUCAGGAACAGGGUCUGGGACAGGGGGGGCCACAGUGCUCCUCCCCUCUGGACGAGCAUAAUCUGCUACAUGCCUCCUGGAACGGCUGUCUGGAGCAGGUCAGAACGCUUCUGAUCUGCGGUGUGAAGGCUGACUCCAGAGACACCCAAGGCUGGACACCCCUCCACCACGUCUCGUUCCGAGGUCACCUUCCUCUGGUCAAGCUACUGCUUCAGUCAGGCCAGGUGGAGGUCAACUGCCGGGACUUCUUCAACUGCACCCCUCUCCACCGCUCCUGCUGGGCCGGGCACGAUGAGAUCGCCCACUACCUCCUCCAGAGAGGCGCCUCUCCGGUCAUGCGCUCCAGCUCGGGGCAGACGCCCCUGCACCUGGCGGCCGCCAACGGCCACUCAGCCACGGCCCGGCUCCUGCUGCAGCGGGGGGCCCUCCUGGAGGCCCGGGACUUCUACCGGUGGACGCCCCUGCACUGGGCAGCGAUCGGGGGAUGGGCUGAGGUGUCAGGCCUACUGCUGGAUAACGGGGCAGGCGUGGAGGGGGGUAAAGGUGGCGGGGCCAGUCCUCUGCAGCUGGCGGUGUGGGCAGGGAGCGAGGAGAGUGUGAAGUUCCUCUUACAUCGCGGGGCGAGCGCUAACACCGCCGGUCCAAGUGGACGCACAGCCCUGCACCUGUGUGCCUGCACUGGGGACACAAAGAUCCUUAAGCAGCUUCUGGCAGCGGGUGCCCUGGUGGAUGUCACUGACGGCAGCCUGGCCUCGCCUCUCCACCUGGCGGUCCGCAGUGGUUGGCAGGAUGUUGUGCAGCUGCUGAUCUUGAGCGGUGCUCCUCUGGAGAAGCGGGACUGCCUUCUGAUGACCCCACUGCAUUGCGCCGCCCUUGGGGACAAGGAGGACACCGCACGACUGCUAUUGCACUACGGGGCCGAGGUUGACGCCACAGAGAGACUAGGCCGCACUCCACUUCAUCUGGCUGCAGAGAGAGGCCACUGCAAGGUCUUAACAGUGCUCCUGGAGAGAGGUGCAGACUCCAUGCUGAGAACACAGUGGCUAGAAACAGCAAAGGACAUAGCCCAAGAGCAUGGUCAGCUCAGAGUUUUACAAAUUCUCCAGGAACAUCAAACUACUCCAAAAAUAAACAGAGAAAACACUAUUCAGACUGAGUUGUAGUUGACUGCUAGACAUUGGAGGAGCAAUAAAUUACAAAGGCCUAAUUAAAGCCUACUCUAUGGUUUCCUACAUUCACUUUGGUAGCCGUCCGGCUUCUAUCUGACUGUAGGCUACUACUCAUAUCAAAAUACACAUCUCUUGAAUUACUUUUUAAUGAACUUGAUUUGGAGCAAUGUAAAGAUGUUCAGGUUAGAAUAUAGGCCUAGCCGAUGAACAGCACAAAUGUGAUUCUGAUAAUUCUCCAAUGAAUCAAUCAACCAUAAAACGGCCAACAUGAACAUGUAAAUGUCAUGACACAACGUGUAACCGCUGCUGACUGUAGGCCUACUUGAGAAAA